This is a messenger RNA of Myiozetetes cayanensis, 1068 nucleotides long. RefSeq names its product olfactory receptor 10C1-like. Gene Ontology annotation, biological process: G protein-coupled receptor signaling pathway. NCBI's taxonomy places the organism in Eukaryota, Metazoa, Chordata, Aves, Passeriformes, Tyrannidae. Gene Ontology annotation, cellular component: membrane. Gene Ontology annotation, molecular function: olfactory receptor activity; G protein-coupled receptor activity. The record is from RefSeq and is a predicted model, not a curated record. The transcript has 3 exons.
AUGAUUCUUGGGAAUCUCAGUGAAGUGAGUGAAUUCAGACUCUUGGGUUUUUCUGAAAUCUCUCAUUUGCAUCCUUUGCUCUUUGCAGUUUUAUUAUCUCUUUAUAUUCUCACCUUGAUGGCUAACACAGUGAUAGCUCUGAUAAUAAAUGGUGAUAACACCCUUCAUUCCCCUAUGUAUUUCUUCCUCACUCAGCUGUCCUGUUUGGAUAUGUGCUAUUUGUCAGUCAUAAUUCUAAAUAUUCUUGAGAAUCUGAUGGUGGGAACAAUAGGUAUCUCCAAGGCGAGAUGUGCAAUGCAAAUGUUUUUCUUCCUUUUCUUUGGAGUUGCCGAAUGUUUCCUCUUGGCUGCCAUGUCACUUGACCGUUUUCUCGCAAUUUGCUACCCCUUGCAUUACACUCUUGUCAUGAACAGUAGAGUCUGCAAAAGUCUGGUUGCUGGGACUUACGCUUGCAGAACUACCGUAGGUUUGGUGCACACCAUCAUAACAUUCCGCUUACCCUUCUGUGUCUUUUUCUGUGAGAUUGAACCCCUCUUGGACCUGCUUUGUGGUAACACUUUCCCAAGUGAAAUUCAAGUCAUCGUGGUGGCUGUCUUUGCUAUUUUGUGUCCCUUCUUGUUGAUCAUUUAUUCAUAUAGUCACAUAAUUUCCACAAUUCUUCAGAUGUCAUCAGCUGAAAGCCAACAGAAAGCAUUUUCCACUUGCUCCUCACAUCUUUUAGUUGUGAUUCUUUUUUAUGGUACAGCAAGCUCCAUGUAUUUGCGGCCAAAAUAUACCUAUUCUGCAUCUGUUGAUAAAUUUCUCUCACUUCCUUAUUCCAUGGUGACUCCUUUGUUGAAUCCUAUUAUUUAUAGUUUAAGGAAUGAGGAGGUGGAAAGGGUCCUGAAAAAAACUCUUGGACUUCUGAGAGUUUAAUUGCUAAAGAAAAUUUAUGGAACUCACGUCCAUAUAUCAGGAGCAGCACCACACAUGCCACUGUCUGACAUGAAGAAGAGCUACUAUCACCCUGCCAACUACAGUCUUGCUGAUACAGCUAUAAUAAAGUUGAUUGCCUUUGUUGUGAGGUAG